AUGGACCGCUCCCCGGCCAACCGCCUCAGCACACCCAAGCGGACAAAGUCCGUCCAAGACUUGCUGGCCUCCUUUGGCUCGCGCAACACGCCCACAUCGCUUACUCAAGCCAAGAAGCACCCUUUACCUGCCGAUCCUCCAAUUGUCGACGCCAGUCCAAACACUUCCCAGCCCGAAGCAGACGACACUUCAGCCAUGAACGUCAGCGGCGACGAAAUCCGGGUCGCCACCCCCACAGAGUCUCCGCGGAGGUCAUUGCGGCCUCGCACUUCACGUCUUUCUACCGCGCCCGCUGGCAAUCAUCUCCCAUCACAGCGCUCUGGGCGCAAAUCGAAGAGUAACAAGAAAAUCCUAACGUCCGACACACUUGGCAAGGACAAUGGCUCUCCGGUACCGAAGAAGGCCACGGCGAGAAUGCAGAUUAGAGAGGGCAUUGUGCUGCACACGAAGGCCAAGCAAGACCGGUUUUUGAAGCAGCACAAGGGCUUCUUCCUGCCGCUACUGCCGGAAAACAACUACAUCACCAGGAUAAAAGGGAAUGGUGAGAAUAUCGUGCCAUACAAACAGCUCGAAGAGCAGCCUGAAGGAGUGACUGCUACCCUCAAGCCCUAUCAGCUCACCGGCCUGUCUUUCCUCGUACACAUGAAUGAGAACGGUAUGCCGUGCAUGCUCGGUGAUGAAAUGGGCCUAGGCAAGACGUUGCAGACGCUGUCAUUGUUCCAGUUUCUUGAAGAACGUGAAGAAGAAAACAAGACCUCCGCAGAGAACCGCCCCUACCUUGUGGUUUGCCCCAUGAGCGUCCUUGACGCUUGGGUAACUGAGGCUCGUCGAUGGACACCCGACCUCAAAGUGUUACGCUUCCAUGGCCCUCCUACGGAGCGCGAGCACCUGAAGAAAGUUGCUACCGGUCGUCAAGAUACCUAUGGUAACGACACAACGAGGUCGAAGAAGCGCAAGAGUGACCAACGCCAGGGCAGGGCUCCGUCAACCCCUGAUUCGGAUGACGAGGGCGAGGAGGACUACAAGAUCAUUAUCACUACAUACGACACAUUCGUAUCAGAGCAGAGCUGGUUCAAGACGGCAUUCGUUUGGCGUUACGUCGUCCUUGAUGAAGGCCAUCGGAUCAAAAACAGUGCCACCAACGUAUCCCACGCUCUUCAAUCCCUGCGAGCAGAAUACAGGUUGAUUCUCACUGGUACCCCGCUUCAAAACGAUUUGGUGGAGAUGUGGUCGCUGCUCCACUGGCUCCUCCCGAACGUCUUUACCAAUCAAACGUCGAGCCUGUUCAAAGAAUCAUUUGACCUAACGCACGGAAAAGUUAGUACCGCAGUCAUGGAUCACGCUCGCCAUUUGCUCGAACUUCUGAUGCUUCGUCGCAUGAAGAACAGCUCCGAGGUGGAUCUCAACCUGCCCCCGAAAGAGGAAAUCCUCCUCUUUGUACCACUCACUCCUAUGCAACGAUUUUGGUAUACACGUCUGCUCACAGGCGCCGGUGACGCCUUACUCGUCGACUUGUUUAAGGACGUUAAAAUCAAAGAACAAACCGAUAUGGUUCGUGAUCUUCAAGAAGCUCAGGACAUCAAGAGACUUGAGGAAAUUGGCGAUCAGAUGAGCAAGCAAUCGGAUCUUUCGAAAGAUGCAUGGAAGGAAACUCGAGAAAUUAUGCGGCAAGGCUUUGCUCAAGAGCAGAGUUCUGCAACUCAAGGCGCGUGGAAGCGUCUUAUGAACCUCGUCAUGCAACUGCGGAAAUGCUGCAAUCAUCCGUACACUCUCACGGGUUCGGCACCUGAGCCGUACUUGUUGGGUGAUCAUGUUAUCAAAGCUUCCGGAAAGUUCAUUGUCCUAGAAAAGCUUUUGACUGAGCUCGUCGUAGCCAGAGGAAAGAAGGUGAUUGUUUUCUCGAGCUUCACUCAGGUUCUGAACUGCUGCGAAGACCUACUGGCGGUUACCGGAGGCGAUGGGGCGCUUUUCAGGUAUCUCCGGUUUGAUGGAGGUACUGGUAGGGCUCGACGCAACCUCGACAUACGACUUUUCAACGACAGAUUAUCUGAUUACAAGGUCAUGCUAAUCUCCACUAAGGCCGGCGGCUUGGGUAUCAAUCUAACGGCCGCCACCGAGGUAAUUUUCCUGGAUGAGGACUGGAAUCCGCAGAUCACUCUUCAAGCCGAGGCUCGUGCCCAUCGGAUUGGUCAGACUCAACCUGUCACCGUGUACAAGCUCUGUACCCAGGGAACUGUUGAAGAGCAGAUGAUGGGACGCAUUCGUAAGAAGUUAUACCUAUCAACAAAGAUUACCGAGACGAUGAAGAGCAUUCACAGCACAACUUCCAGAAACAACAAGGACAAGACAUCGAUUAAAGGCGAAGAUGUGCCGCAGUUGGAUGUUUCUCACCUUAGGUCUCUCGUUCGCCGCGGUGCGCAGACAUUGACUCAUCCCGAAAUCGACGUCACGGAUAUGUUGUCAUGGGAUUUCGACACCAUUUUGGAAAAGUGUAAAGACAAUCCUAGUGAUCCACAUGUCGGUGAUGAAGACAGUGAUCUCGAUGAACAACAAUGGCUUUCCACCAUGGAGCGUGUUGAGUGCGCGGUAUUUGACGGCAAGCGCUACCAGCGCCAGUUGGAUGACGACUCGGCUGCAGGUUCGGACUUGACGGCUGGUGACCGUCGGAAGGGCAAGAACACCACCGUGAUGAUCGACGGUUAUGCUAUCAGCAAGGAAAGCAUGAAUUGCGGAGAUUGGGAAGCUGUCCCUACAAUGGCCGGGAAGGACCCCCGCCUGGCUGAUCCGAAGCGUGCGAAGAAGGCUGCUAUCGUUAACCAAGACCACUGCCAGAUCUGCUGGGACGGUGGCGAGAUUCUCAUCUGCUCGGGAUGUCCGCGUAGCUACCAUGUCGACUGUAUGAAUGAUCACGACAGGGCGAACGCGACCAAGAGCACUAACUUUAGCGGCUUCUACUGCUCGCAGCAUGAGUGUGCUGAUUGUCACAAGAAGACCACUGAAGCUGGUGGGCUUAUCCUCCGGUGCCGUUGGUGCGAGCGCGGAUAUUGCGAGGACUGCCUCCAGUGGAAGAAGACGAAGCUUCUCGGCGACGCUCUGCCUGAGUUUGAGAUUCUUGGCUUUCCUGCCGUCGACCAAGCCUUCUUCAUUGAGUGUCCCGAUUGUUGUGAACUGCGGUACGGAGGUCCGGUGCCUCACCAGUUCUAUGAAGAACGCGAACGAGAAAUCAGCGAGCAGUACGCGCAGAUGCUAAGGCUGCGAGAUGAUACGCCGGUCGCUACUGAGAUCAAAGAGGAGAUCAAAGAGGAAAAGAAGCUCAAGCUGGAAGUAACGAGCUCGUUUAGCAACAGCAUUGGCAACCUCGACCUCGCCGACAAUGCUUCUAGCAACUUCGACUUGACUGACGCAACCACUCUCGACACUUCCGGGGUGUCAACUCCCAAGGAGGCGCGAUCUGGUCGCUCGGAUGCUUCUACGAGCAAGAAGCGCGCAAUCGACGUGAUUGAUCUUUCCGGUUUGAACGAGACUUUUGGAUCCCCGAAGAAGGCCCGGAAGGUGAAGCUGGAAGACCUGGGUGAGUAG
Aplosporella prunicola CBS 121167 is the source of this 3579-nucleotide messenger RNA. RefSeq lists its product as uncharacterized. NCBI's taxonomy places the organism in Eukaryota, Fungi, Ascomycota, Dothideomycetes, Botryosphaeriales, Aplosporellaceae. The record is from RefSeq and is a predicted model, not a curated record. Gene Ontology annotation, cellular component: nucleus. Bases 1 to 3579 code for a protein of 1192 amino acids. The transcript has 3 exons. Gene Ontology annotation, biological process: positive regulation of transcription by RNA polymerase II. Gene Ontology annotation, molecular function: ATP binding; DNA binding; ATP-dependent chromatin remodeler activity.